Molecule: messenger RNA, 959 nt
Organism: Daucus carota subsp. sativus
Lineage: Eukaryota; Viridiplantae; Streptophyta; Magnoliopsida; Apiales; Apiaceae
Product: small heat shock protein, chloroplastic
Exons: 2
Coding region: 164-874 (236 amino acids)
Biological process (GO): response to heat
Source: RefSeq, a predicted model, not a curated record
UUCUAACAUUCUGGGUUUCUAGCCGCUUCUUUACUAGAAGUGUCUCGUAUGUUCUUCAAUACCCUAUUUAUACACACACUUACUCUAUCAUUUUGAGUCCAAAAACAGUAGAUCAUUCGAGCAAUUUGUGUGCUAGUGAAAACAGGGAUUUUUAGAAGAAAAAAUGGCUCAGUGUCUUGCAAAUCUCUCCUUAUCUCACCCAGCUUUGUCCAAAAAUGCCAGUUCUGGUUGCACAAGACCACAUGUUUUGAGGUUUUUACAGUGGCCCUCUUCCUCCAAAUGUGUUGGAAAUGGUAUCAAAGCAAGUGUGAGUAGAGAUAGCCUUGAUCAUUUGCAGAAAGUUGGCAAAAAUCAACAGCCUCAGCAGCAACAAAUCAAGAAAAGAGCUCCCCAAGUGACACCCAUUGGCUUGUGGGAUAUCUUUCCAACAACGAGGUCAGUACAACAAAUGAUGGACACAAUGGACAGAAUGAUGGAAGACCCAUUAGUCUACAACAAUGGCAACGGUCAGCCGAGAAGCGAGAGUGGGAGGUACAACAGAACACCAUGGGAGAUCAAAGAAGGACAAGGAGACUACAAGAUGAGAUUCGAUAUGCCAGGAAUGACGAAACAAGACGUGAAAGUAUGGGUUGAGGAGAAAAUGCUGGUGGUCAAAGCUGAGAAGAAGAUUGAAAAUGGCGAAGCAGAGGGUGAGAAACAAGAAGAAGAAGAAGUAUGGCCUGCUAAGGGCUUCGGAAAAUACAGUUUCAGAAUUGCGUUGCCUGAGAAUAUCGAGUACGAGAAGAUCAAAGCUGAGGUUAAAGAUGGGGUAUUGUAUAUAAAUGUACCCAAGGCUAGUGUUAGCUCUAAGGUCUUGGAUAUUAAUGUGGAAUGAUAGAGAGUUUGUUUUGUUUUUGUGACAUGUCGAUGAUUUUGGCAUUUGUAAUGAAGUUGGUUCACAACUUUUUGAUUUUCGCUAA